Molecule: messenger RNA, 555 nt
Organism: Sorex fumeus (smoky shrew)
Lineage: Eukaryota; Metazoa; Chordata; Mammalia; Eulipotyphla; Soricidae
Product: ferritin heavy chain-like
Exons: 1
Coding region: 1-555 (184 amino acids)
Biological process (GO): iron ion transport; intracellular iron ion homeostasis
Cellular component (GO): cytoplasm
Molecular function (GO): ferric iron binding; ferrous iron binding
Source: RefSeq, a predicted model, not a curated record
AUGUCAGCUUUUCUGCCAGUGCCACAGUCCUCUGUACACCAGAACCUCGCCACUGACUGCGAGGAUGCAAUCAACAAGCAAAUCCACCUGGAGCUCAGCACCUCAUACGUGUACCUGUCCAUGAGCUACUACUUCGACAGGGGGGAUGUGGGCCUGGGGCGCUUUUCCCGCUACUUCCGGGAGCUGUUCGGAGAGGUGUUCGAGCGGGCCGAGAAGCUGAUGCAGCUGCAGAACCGGCGGGGCGCUCAGCUCUACUUCCAUGACAUCCAGAAGCCCCACAAAGAUGCCUGGGAGGGCUGCCUGAACGCCAUGGACUUUGCCUUGAUUCUGUACAAGAUCGUCAAUGACGGCCUGUGCGAUCUGUACCAGCUGGCCACCAAUAUGCAGGAUGGCUACCUGUGCUACUACCUGGAAAAUCAAGUCCUUCCUCAGCAAGACCAGUGUCUCAGGGAGCUGGAGGAGCAUGUCUCCACCCUGCAUAAGAUGGCUGUUCCGGAAGAGUACCUCUUUGACCACAAGACUGGUCUUGAUGGUGAUGGAGACAAAAAGGACUGA